UUGCUGAAUCAUGGGGACUUGCGCUCCUCUGCAGAAACCCGGGUUUAAAAACCCGGAAUUGGUAUCCGGAUUGGUUCUCGUCAGUAUCUAUGGAAAUCGGCUGAAGAACCCCGGGCUAAACCCUAGAUUUCUGUACAUGAAUAUGAUCAGUCCGAUCCAUAUCGGCUGGAACCCAGAUCACUGAUUCCGAUUCGAUUUUUCAAAACCUGUCAGAAACCGUCGCAUGCGCCCUUAUGCAGCGAAAUGAAUCAGUUUUCAUCGAAGGUGGACGAUCCAACUCGUCCAUGUCAGGAAGAGAGGAAAGAAUGAGCGCAAUCGAACUUCCAAGGAAGGAGGCUAAUUUGCUGAAAGGGCACGAAGGGGCAGUCCUCGCCGCUCGGUUUAACAGUGACGGCAAUUAUUGUCUGAGCUGCGGCAAAGACCGCACCAUCCGCCUCUGGAAUCCUCACCGUGGCAUUCACAUCAAGACCUACAAAUCCCAUGGCAGAGAAGUCCGAGACGUUCAUGUCACCCCGGACAACUCCAAGCUAUGUUCUUGUGGUGGCGACAGGCAGGUCUUUUAUUGGGAUGUAUCCUCUGGUCGUGUCAUUCGAAAAUUCCGUGGUCAUGACAGUGAGGUGAAUGCUGUAAAAUUCAAUGAGUACUCAUCUGUGGUAAUUUCAGCAGGGUAUGAUCGUUCAGUUAGAGCUUGGGACUGCAGAUCUCACAGCACUGAACCAAUUCAGAUUAUUGACACAUUUUCAGAUAGUGUAAUGUCUAUCUGUCUCACAAAAACUGAAAUUCUUGCUGGAAGUGUUGAUGGUACUGUUAGGACUUUUGACAUUCGUAUUGGUAGGGAAAUAUCUGAUGAUUUGGGCCAGCCUGUCAACUGCAUUUCAAUGUCAAAUGAUGGUAACUGUGUAUUAGCUAGUUGCUUGGAUUCUACCUUGCGUCUUUUGGACAGGUCCAGUGGGGAACUAUUGCAAGAAUAUAAGGGCCAUACUUGCAAGUCUUACAAGAUGGAUUGCUGCCUUACCAACACUGAUGCCCAUGUAACUGGUGGAUCUGAGGAUGGCUCUAUUUUCUUUUGGGAUCUGGUAGAUGCCUCUGUAGUUUCAAGUUUCCAAGCUCAUGCUUCAGUGGUAACAAGUGUGAGUUAUCACCCAAAGGAUAACUGUAUGAUAACAUCCUCUGUUGAUGGCACCAUUCGAGUGUGGAAGACAAAGUUGUAGCAGCAAGUAAUGAACUCGUUUCUUGGAUUUCCCCAGCCAACCCACUGGCUUGACAGAUCAGUGGAGGGCUUGCAAUCAUAUGAUCUUGGAAUUUACUCUCAAUUGUUCACCAUCUGUUGUCCAGAAUUACUAGAUUGGGUUUUUUUUUUUUUUUUUUUGGUGCCUUAGAUGCAUGGAUUCUUUUGCUCUAUUGUAAGUCAUAUAUACUAGAGCUUGUGAAUGGCUUAGUUAGUGACCAUUCCCAAGCACAAUGCUGAGGAGUAGUAAACUAUUUUACAUCAUUUUGGCUA
This is a messenger RNA of Macadamia integrifolia, 1501 nucleotides long. Its product is annotated as WD repeat domain-containing protein 83. Lineage: Eukaryota; Viridiplantae; Streptophyta; Magnoliopsida; Proteales; Proteaceae. Gene Ontology annotation, biological process: mRNA splicing, via spliceosome. Gene Ontology annotation, molecular function: protein binding. Gene Ontology annotation, cellular component: catalytic step 2 spliceosome. The coding region runs from base 234 to 1211 and encodes 325 amino acids. The record is from RefSeq and is a predicted model, not a curated record. The transcript is spliced from 9 exons.